Molecule: messenger RNA, 1277 nt
Organism: Triplophysa dalaica
Lineage: Eukaryota; Metazoa; Chordata; Actinopteri; Cypriniformes; Nemacheilidae
Exons: 2
Coding region: 115-1260 (381 amino acids)
Source: RefSeq, a predicted model, not a curated record
CUCGUAAUAUUGGCUUAAUCUGUAUAUGCACAUGUCGUAUAUGACGCCAUGUGCUUUUGAUCGUAUGUCCAUAUGUUUUAUGUGCAGUCUCAUUGAUCAGCAUUGUGGUAAUUCAUGGAUUUUAGACACAUAGAGCAAUAUUUCAGACAGGGCCUUGCAAAUCGUGAAAUUCUUACUCUACUGGAGAAUGUUCAUGGUGUUAAAAUUAGCAAUCGAACUCUUGAGCGACUUUUGAGCAAACACCAGCUUUGGAGGAGGAAGAACAAGACUGCUGAAGCUGAGGUGUCAGCUUUUAUACAAGGACAAUUACAGACAUCAGGGCAGUUGCAUGGUUACAGGUGGAUGCACCAGAAAUGCUGGAUCAAUGGAAUAAUCACCGACAGAGAGACUGUACGGAUUAUUUUACGGUUGCUAGACGGCGAUGGCGUUGAUCUAAGGUCUAGGAAUAGACUUCGCCGACGAGUGUAUUUCAGCCGCGGACCGAACUACGUAUGGCACAUUGAUGGAUACGACAAGUUAAAGCCAUACGGGAUUGGUAUUAGUGGGUGUAUCGAUGGAUUCUCUAGAAAAAUGAUUUGGCUUGAAUCGUACAGAACAAACAGUGAUCCACGAGUCAUUGCUGGAUACUUUAUUACAGCUGUAACAGAGGCAGAGGGUUGCCCUGCACGGGUGAGACUGGAUCUUGGAACUGAGAACGGUCAUGUGGCAGAUAUGCAGAAAGUUCUGCAUAAUUCUAAUUCAUUAUGUGUCAGUUUUGGGCCCAGCACAGGAAAUCAGCGGAUUGAGAGGUGGUGGCUCACACUUAGGAGUCAGUGCAUCCAAUUUUGGAUGAACCUUUUUGACAACCUUAAAGAGGACGGACAUUAUGCUGACACCUUUCUAGACAAAUGUUUGAUUCAGUUCUGUUUUCAAAACUUGAUUCAGGAGGAACUGGAUGAAGUGACAUCAUUGUGGAACACUCACAGAAUAAGGCCAGUUCAUAAUUCCCGAUCUCCAAAUGGCCGUCCAACUAUUAUGCAUGCCGUACCUCAGUUAUAUGGUGCGAGAGAUUACUUGCACCCUGUUUGCCCCGAAGAGGUUGACGUGUGUCUGGAAGAAUGUGUGUUCAAAGACUAUCCCUGUGACAAAGAUGUGUUUGAUGUAUGUGUUUAUCUCAUCGCAGAACACAACCUGGAUAUGUCAAAUGAUGUCUAUUCAACAUUGGAUGUUUACGUAAAACUUAGGGAGUUGAUAAAUGAUGAACUGACUGAAGAACCCUGAACUGUUUUCAGCUUUUU